Trichoderma virens Gv29-8 is the source of this 318-nucleotide messenger RNA. RefSeq lists its product as uncharacterized. The record is from RefSeq and is a predicted model, not a curated record. Gene Ontology annotation, cellular component: plasma membrane. The transcript has 2 exons. Lineage: Eukaryota; Fungi; Ascomycota; Sordariomycetes; Hypocreales; Hypocreaceae. The annotation marks the transcript as partial.
UCCGUUUACGACGAUUCUAAGAAAUACAAAUACUUCGGGUGCUACAACGAGACAACCCAGAUUCCCGACUCGGCCGAGACGCGCGCUUUAGGCGGCGGCAUCGAUGAAAGUCUGCCGGGCCAGAUGACGGUGCCGAUAUGUCUUGCCUUUUGCGGCAAUGGCGCCACGCAGUAUCGGUUUGCGGGACUGGAGUGGUCGAGGUAUACAUUGUCCGGCAUAGCUGAGAAACUCGACGAUACUGCCUGCAAUUAUCCCUGCGAGGGCGACAAUACGACCGCCUGUGGUGGCUCAUUGAAGCUGACCGUCUAUCGUGUUUCU